AUGGAAUAUACUCCAGCUCUGGCGAAAUGCUACUCAUUGCUGCUAUCGAAUAUUCCGCAUGCUGUUACGAAUUUGGAGGUUGCAUCCAGAGAUUCGUCUUCAGUUCUCUUUUCCUGGGAUGUACCGGAGCAACCUGUUGAUCAGUACCAAGUAACACUGGACAAAGGCACCAGCGUAUUCAGGCAGAUUAAUGUUACAACAAAUUCUGCUCGCUUCAGUGAGCUGGAACCAAAUACAAAUUAUACGGCAUACGUGACAACAUUCAAUAAAUAUGGUUCAAGUCCUCCGUCAUUCAAAAUUUCCUUCGAAACACUUCCUGACAAUGAGCACAGCGAAAGGCCACUGCCACCAUCAGCACUGCACGUUGCAUGGAAUCACGGAAGACGCGUGAACGUCACGUGGGACUGGAGUGCAAUGCGCUAUAAUGGACAAAAAAUUACUGAACCUGUAACAUACGUUGUUAAUUAUGUGCCUGCUGGAAAUGCAUCUUCCUGGACAUCG
Gongylonema pulchrum is the source of this 501-nucleotide messenger RNA. The record is from the annotation of a GenBank genome assembly. NCBI's taxonomy places the organism in Eukaryota, Metazoa, Nematoda, Chromadorea, Rhabditida, Gongylonematidae.